This is a messenger RNA of Exophiala spinifera, 1512 nucleotides long. RefSeq names its product pyruvate dehydrogenase complex dihydrolipoamide acetyltransferase. Gene Ontology annotation, biological process: pyruvate decarboxylation to acetyl-CoA. Lineage: Eukaryota; Fungi; Ascomycota; Eurotiomycetes; Chaetothyriales; Herpotrichiellaceae. The coding region runs from base 1 to 1512 and encodes 503 amino acids. Gene Ontology annotation, molecular function: dihydrolipoyllysine-residue acetyltransferase activity. The record is from RefSeq and is a predicted model, not a curated record. Gene Ontology annotation, cellular component: pyruvate dehydrogenase complex. The transcript is spliced from 4 exons.
AUGGCGACCUCAACACUCCUCGCUCGUUCGGGGUCGAGGCUUCUCCUGCAGACUUCUCCCAACGCUCGAAUCAGCCGCACUGCUUUGCAAAGACUACAGAACACGGCAGGAUCCCAGCCGUUUCCUUGUCUCUCAGUUCUUGGUCGCUACUAUGCCUCCAAAUCCUUCCCUCCCCAUACAGUGAUCACUAUGCCCGCCCUCUCACCCACAAUGACGGCGGGAAACAUCGGUGCCUGGCAGAAGAACGUCGGCGACACUCUAGCCCCCGGUGAUGUCCUGGUCGAGAUCGAAACGGACAAAGCUCAGAUGGACUUUGAAUUCCAAGAGGAAGGUGUUCUGGCGAAGAUUUUGAAGGAGUCUGGAGAGAAGGAUGUUGCGGUUGGCAAUCCAAUUGCUGUUAUGGUCGAAGAAGGUGGAGACGUUUCCGCAUUCGAAUCCUUUACUCUCGAAGACGCCGGCGGCGAGAAGGCUCCUCCAAAGGAAGCACCAAAGGAGGAGGCUUCCGAGGCUACAGAGUCGCCAGAUUCCGGCUCAGCAACCGCACCAUCUGGGGGCGCGAAGGAGUCGAGCGAGGCUACACCCGAAGCUGUUGAGGCCGAUACAAGUGGCGAACGACUUCAGAGCGUCCUAGACAGAGAGCCAACCGUGAGCCCAGCUGUCAGGAAACUGGCCCUUGAGAAGGGCGUUCCCAUCAAGUCUGUCAAGGGUACGGGUCCUGGGGGCCGAGUCACUGUUGCAGACAUCGAGAAAUUCAAGCCUUCGGCGGGAGCAGGAGCACCUGCCGCCGCCGCUGCAGGCCCUACCUACGAGGACAUUCCAGCCAGCUCAAUGCGCAAGACCAUUGCUACGAGGCUCAAGGAUUCGAUGAACCAAAACCCCCACUACUUUGUCUCAACCACACUAUCCGUGUCGAAGUUGCUUAAGCUCAGGGAAGCGCUCAAUGCUGCUUCGGAUGGCAAAUACAAGCUGUCCGUCAACGACUUCCUGAUCAAGGCUUGCGCGGUUGCUUGCAAGAAGGUCCCGGCCGUUAACUCAAGUUGGCGAGAAAUCGAUGGGCAAACAGUGAUCCGCCAACACAACGUUGUCGACGUCAGUGUUGCUGUUGCCACUCCUGUCGGUCUCAUGACUCCAAUCGUGAAGAACGCAGAGAGUAUUGGCCUUCAAGCCAUUUCAGCACAAGUCAAGGAUCUUGGGAAGCGAGCACGCGACGGCAAGCUCAAGCCUGAAGAAUACCAAGGAGGCACAUUCACGAUUAGCAACAUGGGCAUGAACCCUGCCAUCGAAAGAUUUACCGCUGUUAUCAACCCACCUCAGGCUGGCAUUCUUGCAGUUGGCACCACUCGUAAAGUGCCCGUUCCUCUCGAAACCGAAGAAGGCACGAUCACCGAAUGGGAUGACCAAAUCAUCGUCACGGCCAGCUUUGACCACAAAGUCGUCGAUGGUGCUGUUGGUGGCGAAUGGAUCCGGGAACUGAAGAAGGUGGUAGAAAAUCCUUUGGAGAUGUUGUUGUAG